AUGGCAUUCGGAAAGAGUACAUUCGUUAUAGCUCUUCUUUGCUUUAUUGCAUUCUCCUCUUUAAUUGGCCAUGCAGCUGGAAAGAGAAUCUCUCAAAGAAUUUAUCAACCAUCAUCAAGCCUUACUGCUGAUGAACCAAAUUAUUAUGAAAAAUUAGGAAAUUAUACAAAAGAAUUUAUGAGAGGAGCAAAAAUUAUUCCAAGAAUUCCUUCUACAGAGGAGUGUAUUAAAGAUGUGAUGAGAGUUUAUAAGGAGAUGUCUGAGGAUUAUGAGAAAAUUCAGAAUAAAAUCAAAACUAAUGGGCUUACUUUUGAAAGUUAUCUUGACUCCACCAUUGCCAUCGGUAAAGCUCAGCCUACUAUUAAGAUCUGUUUUGACCCUAACUAUCAGUUCUUUGAUGAGACUCAUCAAUGGUUGAGUCACUUUAAAAGCACGUGGUCUUUCAUCUGGAAAUUUACCUUAAAUCAAAUCUACAGUGGAUACAGAUGGUUCGAAAUCACUAAAGCUUGGAAUCAAGCUUAUAGUCAGCAAAAUAUUACUAGGCUUUCCUUUGUUUCUGGAAAAGCUGCUUACGUACUAGUUGAUUUUGACGAAGAAUUGAGAACUCCUCAGAAGCUUAACCAACUCGAACUCUCAGCUCCCCUCGACAUUGCCUUGUUUAUUGAGAAACUUGCUUCCAAUGUUCUUGUUGGAACAUUUGACUUAGUCUAUAAUUUCUUGGAUGGAGCUAAGAUUUUUGAGUCCAAAUCUGUUGAUGUAUGCGAAAAUGGAAUUAAGGACUACAAGAAGGCUUACAGAGAUGCUAUUGAUGAGAUUAAGAAGAACACCUAUGAAUCAAUAAAGAAUGGAUUCUUCCAAAUCGCUGAUCUUCUUGGUGACUUCCACACCGUCAAUGAAAAAUGCGUCUCUGGUAUUCAAGCUGCAAUUGACAGAGUUCAUGAGUAUAAAAGAAUGAGAAGUGCCCCACUCGAGAUUUUGAGGAAUUUCGUAUGGAACCACAAGAAAGUAUACAAACAUAUGAUGCAAACAGUCGAGUGUCUUUUCAACUUGGAUUCCAAAUGCAUUGGUUUCAGCUCUGGACAGCUUUUCUACGAAAUAUUCGCUAAGCACUAAGGUUGGAGAUUAAUUGCUUCAAUAUUUCGUCC
Molecule: messenger RNA, 1145 nt
Organism: Moneuplotes crassus
Lineage: Eukaryota; Ciliophora; Spirotrichea; Euplotida; Euplotidae
Source: the annotation of a GenBank genome assembly